AAUCUAGUAUGAAAUAAAACAUUUCUAUAGUAACAGCAUGUAAUUUUUUGUUCUUUUAAGAUUAUUCACAAAAUUCGAGUUUUUACAUAUACAAAUAUUUUUGAACAUUUUGAAACAAAUUAUUUGACCGUUGUUUAACACUAAUUUAGUCACUGCAUGACAAUAUGACCGAUGUACACCGUUUAUAUAUUUCUUAUGUAUCCUGAAUAAUUUUAACACGGUUGUAUUUUCUAAUUAUAUCCUUGCAAAAGGUCACUUUAUAUUUCUAGUAUACAUAUUUCAGAGUCAUUACCUGUAGAAUGUAUGGAAGGUUAUAGAUGCAGUUAUAGCCGUGUUUGCAUCCCCCUGUCGCAACUUUGUGAUGAUAAAACCGACUGCCCACAUAGUGAUGACGAACGCAUGUGUGACUUUGAAUGUCCGAUUAAUUGCACUUGCAGUGGAUAUGCCGUAGAAUGCAGAAAAACAUCUUACAACGUUAUGACUCAAGUGUCUUAUACAGCACGCAAAAUUGACAUAAGUUACUCAGCAUACUCAUACGGAACACUGACAUUACAGAAAAACCUACCCUUCCUAGCAAACCUAAAUGCAUCUCAUUGCAAUAUCGUAAAAAUAGGAGAUUUUGGGAAAUCUGUCAACAUUAUAAACCUUGACAUUAGCUAUAAUCGCAUCUCAAAAAUACAGGCAAAUACUUUUGUACUUUUGAAACGACUAAAAAAACUAAGUUUAGAGGGAAACUUUCUUUUAGCGAUGCUCGAGUCAAAUAGUUUUGCUGGUAUAAAAAUUACAGAAUUAGAAAUAAAACACACAAGGCUUACCGUAUUAUUGCCGCGAACAUUUGCAGGACUUAACCUAAAAAAAUUGGAUAUAUCAUACAAUAGAAUCAAAAUAGUAAAUGGGUUUGCCUUUGAAAACCUAAAUGUGGAACAUUUGUUGAUAAGUGAAAAGUUCAUUUCAAUGUUUGACAGUAAUUUAUUUACUGGAAUUGGCAACCUCAAAUUACUGAAAACACCUGCGUACAAGUUUUGUUGCAUUAAACCUUUCAAUUUUCCACAGGAAAAUUGUUUUCCACAGCAAGAUGAGUUUUCAUCAUGCGAUGAUCUGAUGAAAAGUAGAACACUUCAAGCUCUCCUUUGGACGAUCGGUCUUCUAUCACUGCUUGGAAAUAUUUUGUCAGUGGUUUAUCGAAUUAUAUAUGACAGAAAACGCUUGAAAUUAGGCUAUGGAAUCUUCGUUACCAACCUAGCUGUGGCAGAUUUCCUAAUGGGAGUUUAUCUCAUGAUGAUUGCAGCGGCUGAUGCCAUGUAUAGAGACAGGUAUAUCGAAGUUGAUGAGUAUUGGAGAAACAGCGUUUGGUGCAAGAUGGCCGGAUUCCUUUCUACAGUAUCUUCAGAAAUGAGCGUUAUGUUGAUUUGCUGCAUUACGAUCGACAGAAUCCUAGUAAUAAAAUAUCCAUUUGGAACAAUAAGGUUUAAACCACUCUCUGCUACUGUUGCAGGUAUAUGUUGUUGGGUUCUUGCUAGUUUUGUUGCUGUAUUGCCUCUGUCUGGGAUUGAAUACUUUGGAAACGCAUUUUACGGGAGAUCAGCGGUUUGUCUUGCACUCCCUCUAACACGACAAAAAACACCAGGAUGGCAGUACUCUAUCGUUGUUUUCAUCGGCUUGAAUUUCAUAUUGUUCUUACUUAUUGCCAUGGGUCAACUUCUAAUUUACGGCGAGAUUAAGAAGCAUGCGGCCCUAAAGAGGAAAAUGAACGUAGCGAGGAGUAACGACUUGACUGUAGCGAGGAAUCUCCUUCUCCUGGUUCUCACAGAUUUCAUGUGUUGGUUUCCAAUUGGUUGUAUGGGGAUAAUGGCUUUACGUGGAAGCUACGUGCCAGCUGAAGUGUAUGCAUGGACGGCUGUCUUAAUAUUGCCCAUCAACUCGGCUUUAAAUCCAUUUUUGUACACAUUUUCGACUGUUCUUGGAAAAAAGAACUUCAAUCCAGAUGUGGAAGAACAAGAUCGCAGUGACCUAAGCAAAGAUAUAGCGCUAGCAGUGACAGGCAUACUACCAUACUUCAGUAUGCGGCCUUGCAGAAGACAUGCUUUAGGCAAACAGCUGGAAGGUGAGAGAAUGGCGAACCGUGAAAAAUUCUGUGUAGUGAAUCACCUGGUGCGAUGUAUCGACUGCCUGCACUCCAAUGAAUUAGUUUUAAGAAAGAUAACAGUGGAUAGCAUUUUCGUUCGUUUGCAGUUACCUAGCAAUAAAGUUGCUGGGAUACAGGUUGAGCAGCCUAGUGUGUGUAAGAACAAAACAGAACGUGCAGAAAAUAUGUAUCAGCUUGCUGUCCUAGUGAGACAACUUUUCCCAGAGUUGUGAAAAUGGACUUUUUUCCCUUUUCGUCACAUAUAUUUUUAGGAUAUAUUAUUGUAUUUUAUAAAAUAAUUAUUUUAAUGACCAAUAUAUAAUUCACAUAGAAAGAAUGGUGCAUUUUUCGGGGUUUCAUUAUUAUUAUUAUUUCAAUUUGACAUUUUUCAAAAUAAAUUAGCGGCGGAAUUCAGCGAAACUUCAAAGGAAACUUCUAUUCUAGAAUCAAAUUUUAUCUUCAUUUUCUGGCUGGAUAAUUUUUUCACUGAGUUAUUGCCCUUUGAUAAUUCGAUACGAGUAUACUAUAGUACCAUUUCUUGUCUGGAAUAUUUCUCAGCAACAACCCUUUGCGUUUGAAAUUCUAUGAAACUUCAUAGGAGGACAUGCGCAUAUCAUCUUCAUGUUUCGGUCAAAUGGAUUUUCACCGAGUCAGUACUCUUUGAUUGUUCAACAUUAGUACACGCUUUUCCUCGAAUUUAGCGAAAAUUCAUUUUAAGCUUUCCUUCAAAGUGGCUAGGCAUAUUAUCUUUGUGAUUAGGUCGGUUGAUUAUUCACUGAGUAAUUCUCUUUGAUUAUUUAACACGAGUAUACUAUAGUACAUUUCAAGUACAUUUAUAGUACAGAUCAAUUUAAACUAGCUAAAAUAACUCCAAUAUUCAAAAAAGGGUCUAAAUCAGAAAAAGAAAACUAUCGCCCAAUAUCAGUUUUGCCUGUAUUAUCAAAGGUCAUUGAACGUCAUGUCAGUGACAGUUUGAAAGCCUACCUUGAAAGCAAUAAGUUUUUAUAUGAAUAUCAAUCAGGAUUUAGAAGUCAUCAUUCCUGUGAAACAGCCCUUACAUCUAUAGCUGAUAAAUGGAUAAAUGCUAUUAACAAUGGACAGCUAGUUGGUACAAUAUUCUUAGACUUGUCUAAAGCAUUCGACCUAGUCAACCAUUCGGUACUGCUACAAAAACUAAAAAUAUAUAACUUUAGUCAAGAAUCACUAGAUUGGUUUAAAUCAUAUUUAAGUAAUAGAUUUCAAAAAGUAUGUAUUUCUGGAAAAAUAUCUGAAUCAAAGCCAAUAAUGUCUGGUUACCCUCAAGGCUCUGUGCUUGGCCCUCUACUUUUUAUUUUAUAUAUUAAUGAUCUGCCCCAACAUCUGAAAGACUGUUUCACUGAUAUUUUUGCAGAUGAUACAACCUUAACUGUUGUUGGAAACACCAAACAAGAAAUCAGUUCUGAAUUACAGUCUGUACUCUUUAAAAUUGAGGACUGGUGCAAGCAUAAUUAUAUGACAGCUAAUGUACAAAAAACCAAAGCAAUGUUUAUCUCAUCAAGAGGAACUAAUAAAGAUACUUUGAACCCAUCGCCUCUUACAUUCAACAAUGAAACUGUCGAAUAUACAGAAUCAGAAAAACUGUUAGGUGUACAUGUCAGUAAUAACUUAAGCUGGAAAGAUCAUAUUGAUAACACACUAAAGAAAUGCAAUUCCUUACUUUAUCUUUUACAACGAAUAAAAUGCUACCUAGAUAUUCCCCAGAGAAAACUUUUCUUUAAUGCUUAUAUUUUACCCCACUUGGAUUAUUGCUGCACGAUUUGGGGUAAUUGCAACAGGGAUUCAAUGGAAAAAAUUACAAAAUUUCAAAAAAGAGCAGCUCGAAUCAUCCUUGAUAAAUGUUUUGAUUUUCCAUCUGAAGAUUUGUUUAAAGAGCUGAACUGGAUGAAAUUCAAUGAACGACUGCAUUAUAAGAAAGCAAUUUUAGUCUUUAAAUCAAUUAACAAUCUCAGUCCAUCCUAUCUUCAAAGUAAAUUUAAAUUUGUACAUAAUCCUUACAUUAAUUUAAGAUCAGAAUCAAAUAAAUGUCUUGAAGUACCUAAACCAAACUUAGAACUGUACAGAAAAUCCCUUGAAUACUCGGGACCAAAAAUCUGGAACACAUUACCUCUUGAAGUAAAAAAUUCUAACAGUCUUGAGCAGUUCAAAAGAUCCUAUUUAACAAACUGGAAAAUGAACAACAUAACAUAUGCUUAGAAUGUUGUAAUCAUGCUAUUGUCAAAUUUGUAUUUGAAAUCUAUUUGUAAAUAUUGUACAUAAUUUUGAGGCCCACUUGGAAGAUUGGGCAUGCCUAAUAGUGUUGCCUCAAUAAAUAAAGUCAUUAUUAUUA
Mercenaria mercenaria is the source of this 4490-nucleotide messenger RNA. Its product is annotated as G-protein coupled receptor GRL101-like. Lineage: Eukaryota; Metazoa; Mollusca; Bivalvia; Venerida; Veneridae. The transcript has 6 exons. Gene Ontology annotation, cellular component: membrane. Gene Ontology annotation, biological process: G protein-coupled receptor signaling pathway. The record is from RefSeq and is a predicted model, not a curated record. Bases 304 to 2358 code for a protein of 684 amino acids. Gene Ontology annotation, molecular function: G protein-coupled receptor activity; protein binding; protein-hormone receptor activity.